AUGGCAGCGGCGGCGGCGGCGGCGGCGGGGCUGGGCGCGGGCGGCGCGGCGGUGGCAGCCCCUGGAGGUGCAGGGCCCUGCGCAGCCGUGUCCGUGUUCCCCGGCGCCCGUCUCCUCACCAUUGGCGACGCGAACGGCGAGAUCCAGCGGCACGCGGAGCAGCAGGCGCUGCGCCUCGAGGUGCGCGCCGGCCCGGACGCGGCGAGCAUCGCCCUCUACAGCCAUGAAGACGUGUGUGUGUUUAAGUGUGCAGUGUCCCGAGAGACGGAGUGCAGCCGUGUGGGCAAGCAGUCCUUCAUCAUCACCCUGGGCUGCAACAGCGUCCUCAUCCAGUUUGCCACGCCAAAUGAUUUCUGUUCCUUCUACAACAUCCUGAAAACCUGCCGGGGCCACACCUUGGAGCGGUCUGUGUUCAGCGAGCGGACGGAGGAGUCCUCUGCCGUGCAGUACUUCCAGUUUUAUGGCUACCUGUCCCAGCAGCAGAACAUGAUGCAGGACUACGUGCGGACAGGCACCUACCAGCGUGCAAUCCUGCAGAACCACACCGACUUCAAGGACAAGAUCGUUCUUGACGUUGGCUGUGGUUCUGGGAUCCUCUCGUUUUUCGCGGCCCAGGCUGGAGCAAGGAAGAUCUACGCGGUAGAGGCCAGCACCAUGGCCCAGCACGCGGAGGUCUUGGUGAAGAGCAACAACCUGACUGACCGCAUCGUAGUCAUCCCUGGGAAGGUGGAGGAGGUCUCCCUCCCCGAGCAGGUGGACAUCAUCAUCUCGGAGCCCAUGGGUUACAUGCUCUUCAACGAGCGCAUGCUGGAGAGCUACCUCCACGCCAAGAAGUACCUGAAGCCCAGCGGAAACAUGUUCCCCACCAUUGGUGAUGUCCACCUUGCGCCCUUUACGGAUGAACAGCUCUACAUGGAGCAGUUCACCAAGGCCAACUUCUGGUACCAGCCAUCCUUCCAUGGAGUGGAUCUGUCAGCCCUCCGAGGUGCUGCUGUGGAUGAGUAUUUCCGGCAGCCUGUGGUGGACACAUUUGACAUCCGGAUCCUGAUGGCCAAGUCCGUCAAGUACACAGUGAACUUCUUAGAAGCCAAAGAAGGAGAUUUGCACAGGAUAGAAAUCCCAUUCAAAUUCCACAUGCUGCAUUCAGGGCUGGUUCACGGUCUGGCCUUCUGGUUUGACGUUGCUUUCAUCGGCUCCAUAAUGACCGUGUGGCUGUCCACGGCCCCAACGGAGCCCCUGACCCACUGGUACCAGGUACGGUGCCUGUUCCAGUCACCACUGUUCGCCAAGGCCGGGGACACGCUCUCAGGGACAUGUCUGCUUAUUGCCAACAAAAGACAGAGCUAUGACAUCAGUAUUGUGGCCCAGGUAGACCAGACGGGCUCCAAAUCCAGUAACCUCCUGGAUCUGAAAAACCCCUUCUUCAGAUACACAGGCACGACACCCUCGCCCCCACCUGGCUCCCACUACACGUCUCCCUCAGAGAACAUGUGGAACACAGGCAGCACCUACAACCUCAGCAGUGGGAUGGCUGUGGCUGGGAUGCCGACUGCCUAUGAUCUGAGCAGUGUUAUUGCUGGUGGCUCCAGCGUGGGCCACAACAACCUGAUUCCUUUAGCCAACACGGGGAUUGUCAAUCACACCCACUCCCGGAUGGGCUCCAUAAUGAGCACGGGGAUUGUCCAAGGGUCCUCCGGCGCCCAGGGCAGCAGCGGCGGUGGCUCAAGCGCCCACUACGCAGUCAACAGCCAGUUCACUAUGGGUGGCCCCGCCAUCUCAAUGGCCUCGCCCAUGUCCAUCCCUACCAACACCAUGCACUACGGGAGCUAGGCACCUCCAGGCAUCGUCAAACGGACUGACAGCACCAGGAAACCAAAUGAAGACCCGCCCACCCCCCCGUGCCGGUGGGGGCUCUUUCCCUGUACUGGAGAAGCCCGAACCCGGUCACAGCCCUCUUUGCUAUGGGAACUUGGACACUUUUUUACACAAUGUUGCUGCCGCCCCACCCCCCAGCCCCACAUCUUGGCCCUGAGCGUGUGUCGCAGCCAUACUUUACACAAGAUCAUGUUGUGGGAGCCCUUGUCCCCCGCCUGCCCUCUCCACCCUGACCUGGGUUUGACAUACUCUGUAACAGGCAUGUCUGGGCCUGACAGCUGCGGACCCAGGAGGGGAGUGAGAAAGGGAGGCAGCUGCCCUGCAGCCCGGGCUGCCCAGCCCUGCCCCAGCCCGUCCCUCUGCGCCUACCCCUCUUGCCUGUCUCUAGUGGGAAGGCAGCCCUGGCUGGGCGGGGCCUCCCUCUCAACUACCGGGCCUUGGUCACAAUGGGCGUGACAUGCUGCUUUUUUUUAAUUUUAUUUUUUUACAAAAAGAACCAGUGUCAAUUCACAGACCCUCUGAGAAACCAGGCCGGCCGGGCCGAGCCAGCAGCCCCUCUCCCCAGACUCAGAGGCUCAGCAGUGAGGGGCAGCCCGGCCGAGUCUUCAGGGGCGGGCGUGGGCCAGACCUCUGGGGCACCCGCAGCCCCCCCACCAAAGGGUUCACCUCACACUUGAAUGUACAACCCAGCCCGGCUGUGGGGAAGGCCCUCCGUCCUUGGCUCCUGCCUCUUGCUGCUGUCCUGUCCCUGAGCCCCUGCAGAUCCCUCUCCACCCUCAAUAAGAACUAGAACGGGCGCCCCCCGGACCCAGCCUAGGGGGAAGGUUCGCCUGGAGGCCGCUGGGGCAGACGCAGAAACCUCAAGGAUCUGUCAUGGAAGGCGCCUCUUUCCUGUAGCUGACGUUAGGCCUGUGUAUCUCCCCUCAGAACCUGUAGAUGCUCCAGUCCCUACUUGUAUUAUGGCAUUUUGACCCCUCUUACACGUGGGAAGGGGGCUUGCAGGGACCUCUCCCUCCAAAAAAAAAAAGGCAAAAUAAACGAGGAAAUGGAUGUUUCA
Messenger RNA from Loxodonta africana (African savanna elephant), 2932 nucleotides. It is a transcript of the gene CARM1, whose product is annotated as coactivator associated arginine methyltransferase 1. Gene Ontology annotation, molecular function: protein-arginine N-methyltransferase activity. The record is from RefSeq and is a predicted model, not a curated record. The transcript has 16 exons. NCBI's taxonomy places the organism in Eukaryota, Metazoa, Chordata, Mammalia, Proboscidea, Elephantidae. Gene Ontology annotation, biological process: peptidyl-arginine methylation. The coding region runs from base 1 to 1830 and encodes 609 amino acids.